Molecule: messenger RNA, 3034 nt
Organism: Lingula anatina
Lineage: Eukaryota; Metazoa; Brachiopoda; Lingulata; Lingulida; Lingulidae
Product: endophilin-A3
Biological process (GO): synaptic vesicle uncoating
Cellular component (GO): glutamatergic synapse; cytoplasm; presynapse
Molecular function (GO): protein binding
Source: RefSeq, a predicted model, not a curated record
UAACUACAUCAGGUCAGCGUAAGGAAGAGGAGAGUUUGACAACAAAGCACGCUAAUGACAGGAUUGUGAAAUAACAGUUCCAGCGUCCCUAAUUUUUGAAAUAUUUUCUAAACAAGAGAGACUCCAACUUUCAAGAUGUCUCUAGCGGGCUUAAGAAAGCAGUUCAACAAGGCUAACCAGUUUAUGAGUGAAAAAAUUGGUGGUGCCAAAGGAACAGAACUUGAUGAGGAAUUCCUGGAAAUGGAGAGGAAAAUAGAUGUGACUGGAAAGCUGGUGGAAGAUGUGAUGGCUCGUACACAGGAGUAUUUACAGCCUAAUCCAGCCUCCCGGGCUAAGCUGAUGACAGUGAACACUAUAUCCAAGCUGAGAGGACAGGUCAAACAGACAGCAUACCCACAGCCAGAGGGUAUUUUGGGGGAGACAAUGAUAAAGCAUGGCAAAGACUUGGGAGACGACUCCAGUUUUGGUCAGUGUUUGGUUGAGGCAGGAGAGUCCUUCAAGCAAUUAGCAGAUGUAAAAUAUGCCUUGGAAGACAGUGUAAAACAGAACUUCCUGGAACCACUUCAACACCUGCAGAACAAGGACCUCAAAGAAGUCAAUCACCACAGAAAGAAACUAGGAGGCAGGCGUCUUGAUUAUGACUGCAAGAAGAGGAAAAAGGACAAAGGAGCACCAGCAUCAGGUUCUGCAAUAUCAGAAGAUGAGCUCCAGCAGGCAGAGGAGAAGUUUGAGGAGUCCAAGCAGCUGGCAGAGACUGCCAUGCACAAUUUACUGGAGAAUGAUGUUGAGCAAAUAGCACAGCUGUGUAAUUUUACUGAGGCCCUGGUAGAUUACCACCGCCGGGCAGGAGACGUGCUACAGGGUCUCCUCAGUAGCCUGGAGGAGCUGCGCAAUGAGGCUGCAAGCCGGCCUCGCUCUGAAUUUGUGUCCAAGAAAGUGACUUCUUCCUUCAGAAACUCUUCCCCAGCAUUUGACAACAACUUGGACUCUCUGGAUACCACUGGAUACAGUUUAUCCCCUGCCCAGCAAAGCUCCGAACCCCAACAAGCUUGCUGUACAGCAUUGUACGACUUUGAUCCUGAGAACCCUGGAGAGUUGGGCUUCCGUGAAGGGGAUAUGAUCACCCUCAUCAGUCAGAUUGAUGAAAACUGGUACGAAGGUUCCAUACAUGGCCAGACUGGCUUCUUCCCUGUCAAUUAUGUGGAGGUUAAAGUACCUCUGUAGAGUCCAGAAAAGGAAUUUGAAAAAAAAAGCACACUGGGUAGUUUGUAGUUAAAAUGAUAUCAGUUAAAGAAACUUGCACAGGGGUGAUUUAACAUGAAAUAUGCUCAUCUAGUUGAAAACCAAAGCAUGUGAAGACAUCACCACACAGUCUGCUGUUAAACCUGGUAUUUGAGCUUUGAAUUGUUAUAGCCAUUAAUGUAACCUAUGCCAAAAGUCUUAGUAUGUAGGAUGUCUUUAUGGGUUGUAUUUCUCCAUCAGUGGACAAAGAUGUUGGAGAUAAUUUUACACCAGUAAAUUCAUUUUAUUAUAGGGCUCCACUAGAGUUCUUGGAGUCUCUGUGAUUCUCUGCUGUUAUAAGGUUCUCACUUGUUGCAAUUGCUUGCAUAAUGUAUUUAAUUUACAAAACCUGAUUUGCUUGUUAUAUCUGCUCUUUGUAAACUUGUUAUUUGAAGUAAGAUGCAUGGAUACAAGGCAUAGGGAACGUUGGUUUCUUGUAACCAUGGUUUUAGGCUGUCUCUAUGAGGGAGCAGAUUCAUUCCAUAUUGUAACAUAUCUGUUCUGUAUUGCAGAUUUAAGUAUAAUGCACUACAGUAGUCAACAUAAAGAGUUUAAGAAUUGUAAAUUGUCUGGUGUAUUUCAUAAUAUUUGUUUUCAUUUAAAAGUACAGUGAUAUUGGUUGACCUUUCGAAAUAAUAUUGCAAUUAAAUGCAAACAUCCAUAUUGUAUUGAUAGUGAUAUUUGCAGUAUUUAAGUUUUUUUAUCUAAAUUUCAAUGUACCUAGACUGAUGUGGGCCUGUUGGGAGUUGCUGAUUUGAUGAUUAACCAGUAAUGUGGGGUUGGCAUUCAGAUGCACCUUUUAGCAAGCAAACUUAUAGUCCCAACUUUAUUUCUCAAAUAUUCAUAAGUCAUGUCUUAUUUGUGAAUGAGGCAAUGUAGGGUUCUUUGGAAGUUAUGAAUGUUAGUAUGCUUUGAGGUAUCAUUUAUAAGUUGUUUAAUUUCACCUUAAUAUACAAAACACUGCAACUGAUUGAGAAAGAGAGUUCUAUUAAGUAAAGUUUAGCCCAAUUUAUUCUAAUGAAGAAGAAAUAAAAGUAAAUUUAGAGUGAAAAAGUUAAUGACAUCCGUUUUCUUAUGAUUUGGCCUUCAAAAAUACGCUAGUGAUUUACCUUAUAAGUAUAGAUGCACCAUUUUGUAUAGUGAUUUUGUAUAAUUAUAGACUUAAGCCAAGGUCUAUAUGUUGUUUUGCAGACAUCAGAAAAGUGACAUUGGCCAAGGCAUAUAUAAGCUCACAAUCAUUGCUAAUUAUGUAAUAAUGUGUUAUUAUUAAGAUAAAUGGAAGACUGGAUAUAAAGAAUCUUAUUAUUUUGGAAUUUGUUGUAAGUAUGGCUGAAUAUAGUGUACAGAUUGUUGAACUUGAUUCAUUUCUGGUUUAUUGUGUUUCUUUCACUAUGUGCUGGUCACAUAAUUGGAUCAAUACUAUCCACCCAUCCUACCCAUUUCUACAAAAAAAGGAUGGGACAAUAUUCAAAAAGAAAAAAAGUAUUGUCCAAUAUUAAUCUUAAGAGAUUUAUUUUGACUGAAUAGAAUUGGUAACAUAGAUAUCAGUAUGACAUAUAUUGUGUAUUAAAGGUAUUAUUACAAUAAUUGGAGAAUAUUUGUGGUGAUUGCCUCUGUAUUUGUGUACAUGACAUGGAGACUCGGAGCAUAAGGGCUAUAACUGGUUUGUAAAAUGCCAUUAGUUUGAAUCUUACACCUCUACUGAAUCUUGCAUAGUCUAUACAGAACUGGUAAUAAAGUAUUUGUAUUUUGA